Metarhizium album ARSEF 1941 is the source of this 3390-nucleotide messenger RNA. RefSeq names its product Galactose oxidase, beta-propeller. Lineage: Eukaryota; Fungi; Ascomycota; Sordariomycetes; Hypocreales; Clavicipitaceae. Bases 1 to 3390 code for a protein of 1129 amino acids. The record is from RefSeq and is a predicted model, not a curated record. The transcript is spliced from 5 exons.
AUGAUGGCUUCAUCACUUGUUCCUUUCCUGGCUCUUGCUUUUCUGUCAUCGCUGGCACCGAGCCAUGCAUCGACUCUUGAGAGACGCGAUCUCGUGCCACCAGCCGAGGCCCAGCUUGGAAAUGGAUGGACGUAUCAAGGUUGCUACCUUCGAGUUAGGGAUGUUGGUAGGACCAUCAGCUCGGCCAAUAUGGUUGACACGAAAAUGACAAACGAGAUGUGCACACAAUUCUGCCUUGGAAAAGGAUUUCCGUACGCUGGGACGGAAUUUACCUCGGAGUGCUACUGUGGUAGCUCGCUAGCGACUGGCGGCGUACAGGCUCCGGCCGCUGACUGCGGGAUGGCCUGUGGUGGUAAUUCAACUCAGCCAUGCGGAGGCCCAAGCAGAUUGACGCUCUGGAAGACGAGACAAGUUACAGGGCCAUCUGUCAAUCCAGGCGUCAACGGCUGGGAAUCAAGCGGUUGUUACUCUGAGGGUAGCACAGGACGCGCUUUGCUGCAGGGCGUUGGCUCCGUGCCCGGAGCUCAGAUGACCGUGGCCAAAUGCACGGCAGCUUGUGCAGCGGCAGAUGCAAGAAAUACUCUGGCAGGCGUCGAGUAUGGAGGCGAAUGCUACUGCGGCAAGAAGAUUUCCAAUGGAGCGCAGCCCGCGCCGGCCACCAGGUGCAACAUGGUUUGCAACGGCAACAGCACCGAGAUUUGCGGCGGCCCAGGUGCCCUGAACGUUUACAGCCGUGGCGGGACAUUGCCCACGAGCACUCCGGGAGGUGCCGACCCAACAGGAACUCCAUCCGCGUGUCCAGCGCAACCGCCCACGGUUGGUACGUGGUUCUCUUUUGGCUGCCAUACCGAGGGCACAAACGGACGAGCUCUGAGCGGCAAGAGCUUUUCUGGCGACGAGAUGACGCUGGACGCUUGCGCCAAGUUCUGCCAAGGGCAUACGUACUUCGGAGUCGAGUACUCGCGCGAAUGCUAUUGCGGAAACACGUUGAAUACGGGCUCCAAAAAGGCGCCUGCGGCUGACUGCAGCAUGGUGUGCUCAGGGUCCAGCUGCGACCUCUGUGGGGGCGGCGACCGUCUCUCCGUUUACACCCUCGGGGGUGGCGGUGUCGAUGCCGGCACCUCCUCGUCCUCUGAUCCUGGUGCCUCAGCAACUUCGACCGGGGCAGCAGCUGCCACGGGUCUCCCGACCGGCUGGUCUGCCUACGGCUGCUGGGUGGACGGCGUCAAUGGCCGUAUACUUAACAAACAGCUCCCCGAUGAUCCCAACUUGACCCUCGAGUCUUGCGCAAAGGCCUGUAACGACCAGGGCUUUACUAUUGCCGGCGCCGAGUACUCACGGCAGUGCUUCUGCGGAAACUCCAUCGUCAACGGCGGCGUGAAAGCCAAGUCUGAUACCGAGUGCAAUACUGCCUGUGGCGGCAAUUCCAACCAGUUCUGCGGCGGCGGCGGCAGAAUGAGCAUCAUGUCCAUGGGCGAGCCCCGGGCCGUUGCCCCCCCGGGCGUUAUUCCUGCCGUUGGUCAGUGGGAGUACCAAGGAUGCUACCAGGACAAUGUCAACCAGCAGAGGACCUUCUUCUGGCAGAAUUUCAUGAAUACCGACAUGACUCCCAAGAAGUGUCUCGAUCUCUGCGGCUCUUUUGGCUACAUGGCGGCCGGCCUCGAGUACGGCAAAGAGUGCUACUGCGGUGACCCAGCCAAUAUUGCCGUUCGCGGCUCUCAAAAGGUUGAUGACAAGCAGUGCAAUAUCCCAUGUGUCGGAAACGCGUCUGCGUACUGCGGUGGUGGCAGUCUACUGACCACUUACUUCUGGAAGGGAGACCCGUUCUACUCGUGGAACUUCCCCGACCCUGCUUCUCCCGAUGCCGGUUCUUACGAAUUUCUUAUCGGCGGCGUUUGCGUCCCUCUGCUUACUUCCCAGACCAUCACGGGCAAAGUCACCUUCCUCGAGAAAUGGGGAACUGGACCUCCAAACUCAACUGGUGCUUACGAGCUGGACCUUUCCCAAGUCGACAAUUUCCAGGCUGCCUGGAGGCAAAUGCACGUCAAGACGGACAUUUUCUGCGCUGGUGGCUUGACGCUUCCCGACAAGGCCGGCCGACAGCUCAAUGUGGGAGGCUGGUCUGGUGAUUCGACGUACGGAGUCCGCCUGUACACUCCUGACGGCUCCCCUGGCGUUCCCGGGAAAAAUGAUUGGGAAGAAAACGCGGCCGUCCUCAAGCUACAGCAAGGUCGUUGGUAUCCUACCGCCAUGAUCAUGGCCAACGGCUCCAUCCUUGUCAUUGGCGGUGAAGUUGGCUCCAACAGUGCUCCGGUACCGACUCUUGAGAUCCUCCCGUACACUGGUACCAAACCUCUCUACAUGGAAUGGCUUCAGCGGACCGACCCCAACAACCUGUAUCCUUACGCCUGCGUCCUGCCGUCGGGGGGUAUUUUCGUCGCCUACUACAACGAAGCCAGAAUUCUGGAUGAGAACAACUUCAACACCAUCAAGACGCUUCCCAACAUUCCCGGUGCCGUCAACGACCCUAUGGGCGGCCGCACGUAUCCUCUCGAAGGCACUGCUGUUCUCCUCCCUCAGCAUGCCCCGUAUACUGAUCCUCUGGGAAUCCUCAUAUGUGGCGGUUCUACCAAUGGCGCUGCAAAUGCCCUGGACAAUUGUGUGAGCACCUACCCGGACUCUGCCAACCCCAAGUGGGAGCUCGAGCGCAUGCCCUCGCAGCGUGUCAUGACGUGCAUGGCCCCUCUUCCCGACGGCACUUAUCUUAUUCUAAACGGCGCCCACCACGGUGUUGCUGGAUUCGGCCUGGCCAAGGAUCCCAACCUUAAUGCCUUGCUCUACGAUCCCACCAAGCCUCUUGGCUCUCGCAUUACUGUCAUGGCUAACACGACUGUGGCCCGUCUGUACCACUCCGAGGCCAUCACUCUGCUCGACGGCCGCGUUCUCGUCUCUGGCUCAGACCCUCAGGACGGUGUCAACCCGGAGGAGUACCGUGUUGAGACUUUUACUCCCCCGUAUCUGAAGCGAGGCAAGAGUCGGCCGACCUUCACCCUUACGAACAAGGACUGGUCCUAUGGUCAGCAGGUCACCUUCUCGCUGGGAUCUGCAGCUCAAAAUGGCGACAUUCGAGUGUCUCUGCUGGGAGCCGUCUCCAGCACGCACGGAAAUUCCAUGGGCGCUCGUACUCUUUUCCCUGCCGUUUCCUGCGAUGGUACCUCUUGCACUGUCACGUCACCUCCCGGCAAGCACAUUGCACCUCCAGGCUGGUACCAGUUCUUCGUCCUGGACGGGGGUGUUCCCGGAGUUGGUGUCUAUGUCCGCAUCGGUGGCGAUCCCGCUGGUCUGGGCAACUGGCCCAAGGGCACUGGAUUUAACCCGCCCGGCGUUUAG